AUGGGGAUUGAUCCGAACUUACCAAGCGAGAUCACCUCAGCUUACCUUGACCAGAUGUGGCAAGGAGACCCUCGGACUUCGAAGAAGCCGGUGCUAAUGCUGUGGGUACAGGGCCCGAAGGAAAAGAAUGGGCCUGUGAGAGUGACCCUUAAAACGGGCACUUACAACACUGCCACGAAGGUCGCGCCCGAGCUGAAGAACUGGUACAAGAACACGUUCGUUCAGCGCGAGGAAGGUGGCGACUGGUCUUGGGCAGAGCGAUGGGAGUGGCCAACCCACGUUCAGGAGUUCAGCGAGAAAACGUACAGGGUAUACGAUGGUUCGCAGUUUUGCUCUGCCUACUACUCCACGCCAUCGAUGUAUUCCUUCUUGGGCAAUGGUUCGGACCUUUUGAAGAGGCAUAAAGUGUCCCAACAGAUCCAAUCGUUUCACCCACACCUACUCUUAGUUUUGUUUCCGGGAGACUGCACUAAGCAGCUCUCAGAGACCGCCUCGGAGUGGCUACAGGACUUGCUCUCGCAGAGUGAAAGGCACGGAGGUGUGAAAGGCACGGAGGUAUCAUUAAAAGAGCCUACCGAAGAGUGUGCAGACAGCACCACCUGCAAGGUAAAGAACAGGCAGCCUAGAGGCAUAGGACAUCUCUUGGAUGAGGAUGAGCUAGGUCAGCUAGGAGUACUCAGUGGAGCGAUGGACCCCUCCACAGCAUUUGGACGCAAGUACUCCGCAGGAGACUUGGUGUGCUACCGGAUCGAAAGAGACUCGAGCGGUGUGCCUAGCUGGAGUGGAGUUUCCCGCAUCAUUGGUUUUGAUGGGAAGACCGUCUGGAAUCUGAGAGAGAGCAGCAGCGAUUUGUCGAUGCGCGAGCGCACGACAGUGAUGCAGAUGAUGAAGAGGACAGUGAGAAGGAGAGUGGGACUUACUCCUGAAGAGUCACGGGCAGAGCCCCGUGUAGAGCCCACGAUAGAAGAACCCGAAGUAGAAGACGCUCAACAGAUGGAUGAGCCUACGGUGGAAGCCGUAGCAGAGAAUGAUCCGCAACUUGACGCGGCGGACAUUCCGGUUCCCGAAGAAGAGGACACCGCUGAUGCUUUAUUGGCACAGUUUAAGAUUCCCACGUGUGGAUCGAAAGAGUGGAACAAGUAUAGAGCUUUUGUGGCCGAUCGAAUAGACUCAGAAAGCGCCCGAAAGUGGUUGAAGAAAAGGAGCAGCUAUUCUAACAAGAAGAAAGCUGCGCAGAACAAGGUGUUCACGUACGAAAAGUGUUCACCAGAGUUGCAAAAGGGAAUCGACGGAUCCCGUAAGGUUGAAUGGGACAAGUGGAAAGAGUUUAACGCUGCACUUGAUCUCGAUGAAGAGCAGUACCAGAAGCUUAAAGAUGAAGGCCAUGAGGAAGUACCGCUCAAGUGGGUUGACACAGAUAAGAACGAUGCACUUAGAGGCACGCAACCAGAUAUUGAAGUACGGCGUAAAAGUCGACUCGUCACCAGAGGAGAUUUGGAGUCGGGGGAUAUCCGAUCGGAUUCUCCGACGGCAGAUAUCGAAGCUCAGAAUUUGAUAUUCAGCUUCGCCGCUUCGCGGAAGGUGAGAAUAGGCUCAGCCGACAUCACGAAUGCCUAUUUUCAAGGAGAGGAAUUAGACAGAGUACUAAUCCUCAGACAGCCAAAGGGAGGACUCCCAGGGGAGCCCCCAGAGCGAAGGUUUCUGGCAAGGGUACCCGUGUACGGGACUCAUGACGGAGGACGUAAGUUUUGGAAACGUCUCAAGACCAGUGCGCAGAAAAGAGGUUUUCUGGAAAACGCCAUUUUCAAAGCACUUUAUGUUCUCCGCAACAACGAGGGACGUAUUAUUGCGCUACUUUGCACACACGUAGAUGACCUGCUGUGGGCGGCCGAGCCAGAAGCAGAGCCUGUCAUCGAGGGAUUGCUGAAGGAGUUUUCGUGCGGAAAAGUAGAGCGAAAAACUUUCCGUUACUGUGGGAAGGAAGUUUCCCAGGCGAACAAAGCCGUCGACUAUGCGUUAGCGACGCCGGAUAGAGGUUUGACUUUCAGAGCAAACGUUCUGGAUUGGGACAAUCUUAUUUCGUGUGUCAUCACUGACGCCAGCCAUGCAAAUGAGAGUCAGGUGAUGAAGGUCAAAGGUGAGGAUUCUGUGGAACCUUACCGAAGCCAAGGAGCUAGGUUGAAUGCCCUUGGAACUCCCAGUUUGAUCUCAUCAGAUGAAGGGCAUAUGCACCUCAUCAGUUACGACCACCGUCCAGAAGAGCCAACGGACGAAGUUCGCUGGAUCGACACAGACGUCAUGGUAGCAGAUCCACUGACAAAAGUCAUGGAGAGUACCAAGUUAGUUGAGUGUUUGUUCACUAACUGUUUGAAAGUCGAGCAGCCGAUUGAGUCCGUGAUCAAGAAAAGGGCUAAGCAGCUUCAGAGAAGGAAGACUGCAGACCCUGCGGACGGGCUGGAAGUGAUGGAUUAG
Messenger RNA from Symbiodinium natans, 2472 nucleotides. The record is from the annotation of a GenBank genome assembly. NCBI's taxonomy places the organism in Eukaryota, Dinophyceae, Suessiales, Symbiodiniaceae.